Hydatigera taeniaeformis is the source of this 2853-nucleotide messenger RNA. Lineage: Eukaryota; Metazoa; Platyhelminthes; Cestoda; Cyclophyllidea; Taeniidae. The record is from the annotation of a GenBank genome assembly.
AUGAUUGGUACACCCUUGGACCAAAUUAUUAUAGGUAGGUGUUUAAUUGCAUAUCCCAACACAAAGGUCAGGAGGCUCAUACUCUACAAACUUGCUUUGGCCGAGUCGCAUAACUUCAGUGAUUUCUUCAUUGCUGUUGGUGGGUGUGGUGGUCUUAUAGCCUUCCUUCAAAAGCCCAGGCAAGCUGGCAACUCUGUCCUCAUCAUUACUACUGCAGCUGGAAAAGUUUUUGCCGAAAAUUUGUGGAAGGACGCGCCUCCUGUUGCCGUAUCAUGGUCGGAUUCAGAGGAACUGGCUGUAGUUCAGAAGUCAGGUUAUGUUACAAUUCUCAACUUGAGUGGUGCUUUCAAACGCCGUUUUGGUUUUGGCAAAGAUGCUGAAAAUAACCAAAUAAUUGAGGCCAAGUUCUUCUCCUAUGAAGGGCGAACAGCAGUUGGUGUCAUUACUGGGAGCUCACAGAUCCUCGUGGCCUCUAGUCUGGAGCGACCACGGAUUCUUGCCAUAUCCACUGAAGUGCCUCUGACAAAUAGGGCCUUUGUUUGGCAGGUGCUCUCAUUGCCCAUGUCAGGUGAAAUUGGCGCUUUCAAGGGACCUUGGGUUCUCUUGGCCUUGGAUAAAGAGAUUCAUUGUAUGGGUGUAGGCAAGGCAAUGAAGGUCGAAAUUCCAAAUCAGAGCUGGCAAAACCGUUGUUCAGCCUUCCACAAAAUGGCAAUUUCGCCGAACGAGGAGCGAGUAGCGUUUUAUAUGGACAGCGGUUUGCUACUUGUAGCCGGCGUUGGUCCUGUCUUUGACGUCUGCAUGGAACUCGACUUUUCGGAUCGCGCCGCGUCUUUGGUUGGCAACAGCAAUGGCGGUCACAUUGCCACCCUUCCGUCUGACAUGGCCUGGCUUGAUAACUCCACUGUCGCCCUUCAGUGGCAAAAUUUUGUGGUCAUCACUGAUUUGGAAAAAAAUGUCUACGAACUCUUUUAUCCCUCCUUUGUACAUAUCCAACCUGAAGUGGAUGGCCUCCGGGUGCUGACGCCAACAACCCACGAAAUAAUUCAGCGAGUGCCUCAGGAGCUAGAGUGCCUGGGCCGCAUUGGAGCAUCCAGUUCGGCUGUUCUUCUGCUUUCUGCUUAUCGAGAGUGGGAGGCUGGCUCAGGUCGUGCGCACGAGUUUCUUCGCCCUAUCCACUCUGCCAGCCGUAUGCACGAUGCUGUCUCUGCGUGUCUACUCUCCGCUGCUCAAUGUGUCCCCGCCUCCUCCUCAGAUUUUCAGCGGACUCUCCUUGCGGCCGCUCACUUCGGUCGCAGCUUCCUCUCCAUUAUCCUCGCGUUUCCUAGCCCCGGAGCUAAAGAACUUGACUGCAGUACACUUGAUAACUUAUCUGAGCUGACAAUUCAAAUCACCACAAUCUUGCGUCUGCUAAACAGCAUUGCAGUCGAAUGGAUCGGAAUGGCACUUACUUGGAAGCAAUUCGAGGUUCUUGGUCCUUCAAAUCUUCUAAAUCGGUUGCUUGCAAGAAAACACUAUCCUCUUGCUGUUGAACUUGUUCGGGUCUACCAAAAGUUGUCCUCGAAAAUUCCCGAACAUAUUCAGAUGAAAACAACGGGAUUGACGCGAAUUCUCUGUCAUUGGGUGAAAAGUCUGACACCGCAGUCGGCCAAUCCCUCCGAUACAAAUAAUAGUAUAUUGAUACGUCGCCUAUUCGAGAUAAUCAGUCGUUGUGGCAGCAGUUGUAGCGGUAAUGAUCCGAGCGGUAGUGGUGGGGGCGUUUCAUUCGCGGCGGUGGCGGAGACUGCAAUCGAAUGCGGCCAGUUAGUUCUGGCGGAACGGCUUUUAGAGCUGGAGCCCCGGAUAUCGGCACAGAUCUCUCUGUUGAUGCGUCUGCGCCGUUACGGUCACGCUCUGACUCGUGCAGUGCAAUCGGGUGACGCUGAUCUCCUGCUUGCGGGGGUGCUUCAACCCCUACAAGAGGGCGAUGCGCGUAUGGAGCCUACUGCACUGAGCCUCCUCCUCCGGCAGCAUCCCAUCGCCCUUGCUCUAUACCGGCAGUAUCUCGAGGGUGCAGGUGCUCCACGUCAGCCUAGGGGCAAACUCGCCUCACAAACCCUCGCUGUUCUCCAACAGGAAGACGAUCCUGCUUUGGGUAUCCAGAGAACUGUUCUUGAAGCAUUCUCAUCGAAGGAUUCUGCGCGUCGAUCCUCAUUGCUACUGAAGGCAAGAGAUUCCUAUCAACAAAUAAAGGCUGACUUCCUUUCCCAUACCUGUGAGGAGGCGGGCAAGUUGAUAAACUUUCACAGACGCCUAGAAGAACAGCAGGUGACUGCGCCAUACUUUUGCUUGGACACUCGCUCAUCCGGGUCGCACGUGCUACCACAAGUACUUGAGGCGGCGGCCUUCCGGUGGCAAGGUGCUUCUGUCAAUGCUACCUACACGCGUCUUAUAGCCGCUGGAACCCAAAUCACGGAGCGGCUGGCUGAUCACGUGCGGCGAGAGUUUAAGAUGCCCGAGAAGAGAGUUGCUUACUUGCGUCUCAUUGGACUCGCCCUCUCCCCCAACACCGAUGCCGCGUGGACCGAGAUCGAGCGAAUGGCCUUUGUCAAGCGUCCACCUGUUCAGCUAGACGUGUUUGUCAAGAUAUACACGGACGCCGGCCGAUUGCAACAGGCGGCUGAUAUAAUAGGAAAAUUGCCUUUGGAGCAAAGAAUACGAUCUCUCAUCCUGAUAGGGCAAAGUGAGGAGGCUAUUAAUCUAGCCAUACAGGAGCGAUCUGAACCAAUGCUUUGUUUGAUUCAGCGUCUUUUAAUCAAAAUUGAUCGUACCAGAGCUGAUCAAGUUGGUCUGAUUCGUUCACAACUCUCAUCGUGA